AUGGCUAACAAAAUUAAGCUAAAAAAAGACAAUAAAGAUACAUUUUGUCUAGCGUAUAAUCAUGUGUCCGACACACAGAGUGUGAUUGCAUUAGAUAAAAUAUUGAUAGAAGGUGUUCAGGCAAGAGCUGAAGACAUUCAGCCUAAAAAUAAAAAUUCUUCAGUUACAUAUCGAGUGCACGAUGUCAAGAGUCAAAAACUUGAAGUUGUAUCGAUAAUUGAUAUUGGAAACCGUCCUGAUCUGGAGGAAAAAUUAAAAAAAGCAAGAGGACAAGGAAAACGCAGAAAAGUUCCGAAACUCAAAAAUUUGACACCCCUUGCUCGUCCAAACCUGAAUGACGAUGAAGAAAAUGAAGUAAGCCAACAGGAGGAAGGCAUAGGAACCGAAGAAGAACAAUUUUUAACCGACAGCGAUCUGUCACAAUUUGAUAAAUCAAAUUCGGUCAACACUGAAGACCACAAUAAUACAAAUCUGAACAGUGAGAGAUUUCAAAAAAUUGACGACAGUAAAAUAAAAAAUAACCAAGAGGUGAAGAACAACAAUGACAGUACAGUUCAAGUUGGAUUCAACGCUCCAAAAAAUAAUUCGCUCAACACUGAAGAAGAAAAUAAUAUACAUAUUAACAGUGAGAGUCGUCAACAAAUCAACGGCAAUAAAAUUAACAAUAGCCAAGAGGUGAAAAACAACAAUGGUAAUACAGUUCAACUUGUGCCCAACGCUAAAAAAAAAAAUUUGAAACAAAUCAGAAUAAUUCAAUCGUUGCCGAUACGAACAAACGAAAUUGAAUUAUUGGAAUUAGAACAAUCACUAUUAAAAGAAGAAAGAAAUAAAAUAAACAACAGAUAUUUGCAUCAAGCUGAAAUAAUAAGAGCGCUAAGGAAAAAGAGCAAGAUCGUAAAAAUAAAACUGGAAUUUCAGAAAUCUCGGCGAACAUUCAGCAGUAUCUCCAAAACAUAACAAGUAAUGUUAGUGAGCUGAUAAAAUCGCAGGCAGUGAAGACAACCGAAGACAGAUUACCGAAUAUAAGAUCAGUAAUUUCCGUUUCUAAGUCAAAUGAUUCAACUUCUAAAGCAAAUAAAAUUUCCGCCGCUAGACCAUCGGGUCCCCUUAAGACUGCAUAAUAAUUGACUCAACGACAAAAUAUCAUAUAACUUCAUUUUCCG
Cotesia glomerata is the source of this 1163-nucleotide messenger RNA. RefSeq lists its product as uncharacterized. Bases 1 to 957 code for a protein of 318 amino acids. Lineage: Eukaryota; Metazoa; Arthropoda; Insecta; Hymenoptera; Braconidae. The record is from RefSeq and is a predicted model, not a curated record. The transcript is spliced from 7 exons.